Alligator mississippiensis (American alligator) is the source of this 2982-nucleotide messenger RNA. RefSeq names its product F-box and leucine rich repeat protein 5 (gene FBXL5). Gene Ontology annotation, biological process: intracellular iron ion homeostasis; SCF-dependent proteasomal ubiquitin-dependent protein catabolic process. Gene Ontology annotation, cellular component: SCF ubiquitin ligase complex. The transcript has 11 exons. NCBI's taxonomy places the organism in Eukaryota, Metazoa, Chordata, Crocodylia, Alligatoridae. The coding region runs from base 66 to 2141 and encodes 691 amino acids. The record is from RefSeq and is a predicted model, not a curated record. Gene Ontology annotation, molecular function: protein binding.
CAUGCGCAGAACCGUUGCCGCCCCUGCCGCCGCCGCUGGCCUCGGCGGGGCUCUAUGGGGAAAACAUGGCUCCUUUCCCCGAGGAGGUGGAUGUUUUCACGGCCCCGCACUGGCGGAUGAAGCAGCUGGUCGGCCUCUACUGCGAUAAGCUUUCAAAGACCAACUUCUCCAAUAACAAUGAUUUCCGGGCUCUUCUGUUAUCACUCUAUGUCACAUUCAAGGAAUUUAAAAUGCAUGAGCAGAUUGAAAAUGAAUACAUCAUUGGCUUACUUCAGCAGCGCAGUCGGACUGUGUAUAACGUGCACUCGGACAACAAGCUCUCAGAGAUGCUUAGUCUUUUUGAGAAAGGUUUGAAAAAUGUAAAAAAUGAAUAUGAACAGUUAAACUAUGAGAAACAGCUAAAAGAAAGGUUGGAAGCCUUUACCAGGGAUUUCCUUCCUCACAUGAAAGAGGAAGAGGAGGUUUUUCAGCCCAUGUUGAUGGAAUAUUUCACUUACGAAGAACUAAAGGAUAUCAAAAAGAAAGUGAUUGCACAGCACUGCUCGCAGAAGGAACCUGCAGAAUUCCUUAGAGGUUUCAGCUUCUGGAAUCAAGCUGGAGAGCUCCAGAAAGUUUUGAAGUAUUCUGUGGAUGAAAAGGCAGAUCAAGAAACUGAAGUGACAGGGCAUACCACAAACAUUACUCAUCUUCCUCCUGAAGUAAUGCUGACCAUUUUCAGUUACCUUAACCCUCAGGAGUUGUGUCAGUGUAGUCAAGUCAGCACCAAAUGGUCCCAACUGGCUAAAACUGGAUCUCUUUGGAAACAUCUCUACCCUGUUCGCUGGGCCAGAGGUGACUGGUACAGUGGUCCCGCAGAUGAUCUUGAGACAGAACCUGAUGAGGAAUGGGUAAAAAAUAGAAAAGAUGAAAGUCGUGCUUUUCAGGAGUGGGAUGAAGAUGCCGAUGUAGAUGAAUCUGAAGAAGCUGCGGAAGAGUCGCUUGCCAUUAACAUAGCACAGAAGGAAAAACAUUUACUUCAUGGCUUAAUUCAUAAUAUUCUCCCGUAUGUGGGCACUUCAGUGAAAUCACUAGUACUGGCCUACAGUUCAGCAAUUUCUAGCAAAAUGGUUAGACAGAUCUUGGAACUGUGUCCUAACUUGGAAUAUUUGGAUUUAACUCAAACUGAUAUUUCAGACUCUGCAUUUGAAAGUUGGUCUUGGGUUGGCUGUUGCCAGAGUCUUCGCCAUCUUGAUCUGUCUGGCUGUGAAAAAAUCACGGAUGUGGCCAUUGAGAGGAUUUCCAGAGCUUUGGGAAUCCUGUCAGCUCACAACAGCAAAGGAGCACCAAAAAUUUGCAGAAACAGGAAUGUGAAGACUGUAUGGCGAAACAAGGACAAUACUAUGCAGUCCAACAAGAAAUAUAGUUGUUUGCGUGACAUAAAUAAUGAAAAUCUUAUCGAGGGAGAAGGUAACGAGCGUAAUUGGAGUAAGCCUGUCAGCUCUGAAGGGUUCAGCUCUGCCUAUGUCUGGAUGUUAGAUUCAGAUGAUCUGGCUGAUAUUGAAGAUGCUGCAGAAUGGCGACGCAGAAAUGUCGAGGGACUUUGUUUGAUGGAACCAGCAUCUAAUCUUAGUUGUCCAGCAUCUUGUUAUAAUAAAGACAUUUUUGGACUAAGGACUACUGUCUGUUGGCAGCAGCAUUGUGCUUCUGCUGCCUUGACAUAUUGCGGACACUCAUUUUGUUGUGCUGGAACGGCACUAAGAACUAUACGAGCACUUCCAGAGCCCUCUGCACUGUGUAAAAAAACAGCAAGGACUAAACAGUCAGAGGGAAAAGACUUGGCAUACUCUGGGUGUGAAAAAUCAGAUGAAGAGACUGCACGAAGUCUUCAGUUCCUCAGUCUGUCUGGAUGUUACCAGAUCACAGAUCGUGGUCUCAGGGUGCUGACUCUGGGAGGAGGACUGCCGCAUUUGGAACACCUUAAUCUCUCGGGUUGUCUUACUGUAACUGGCGCAGGCCUGCAGGAUUUAGUCUCUGCUUGCCCUUCUCUGAAUGACGAACACUUUUACUACUGUGACAACAUUAACGGUCCUCAUGCUGAAACCGCCAGUGGAUGCCAGAACUUGCAGUGUGGUUUUCGGGCCUGCUGCCGCUCUGGCGAAUGACCCCUGACUUCUGAUCUUUCAGUCUACUUCAUUUAGCUGAGCAGGCUUCCUCUCAUGCACUUUACUUCCAGUCCACAUCUUGUGUUAACAAUUCUUUCUGGAGUGCGAUUUGUUAUACUGGUCCCUCCUUCCCCACAGCUUUACAAUCUUGAUCCUGAGUGUCCUGUACAGUGUUGUACUGAUCUCACAGAAUCUCAUUUGGUUUGAAAGGUGGUGGGUUUUAUUUUACUUAAUUUGAGGGAGAUGGGAAAACGCAUCAGAUUUUUUUAAUGCCACUUUUUCCAGGUUUGGCACUUAAAUAUACUUUUAUUGGAUUUUUUAUGUUGAGUGGAACUUAAUCUCUCUCUCUCUGUGUCUCUCUCUCUCUCUCUAACCCACAAUUAGAACAUAAAGCUUUGCAAAUAAUUUGAAAUAUACUUUUUGUUAUUUGGGUAACAAUAUACAUCUUUAGAAGUGUUGUUUCUCCCUCUUUCCUCUGACCCCUAAAGUCCUUCCUUAUGCUGCAAAAUUAGGGAAGGGCCAAUCUUUCCUAUAGCACUGAUUUUUGUAUUUGGGCUUGAAAAAUUAUAUUAAAAUAAAACAUUCCCAUCAACACAACAGGUUUACUUAGCACUCAAAAUCAGUAUAAUUCUAAGGUGUAAUGACACAAUGUACAGUGCUGUAUGACUCCACAAGUCAUUUGUGUAUGUAUGGUAACUCCAGAGCAGCCCCGGGGGAUCUGCACCGUCUCUUCUUAUAAAAUCUGUUAAGAUGCUAAAUUUUGAAAGGGAGUUUCAAAGUGUUAAGUUUUCAACCAUAUGAACAUAUGUACCAAUCAAUAAACAUGUCUUUGAGGACUUAA